AUCCGAAAUAGCUUCGUCUGUUUCCGAUACAAACCUCAUUAAAUCUCGUAAGUCACCGGAGAAUACCGAGCCAUUCCGAAUAUUCCCAAAGUUACUUCGGCACAGCUCGUAAGACGUCGGGAGCUCACCUUGUUAUCACAUGACAGUCAACAUGGCGGACAUGAGGACAUUCAAUGUUGUGGUUCUCGGGUUUUCUUUUAUGUUCAUCUUUACCGCCUUUCAAACGGGUGGUAUGAUUGAGCAAACUGUCAUCCAAAGUGUCCUUAAGGAAGGCAACUUCCAAGGAGGCAGUGGUUAUGUCAGUUUGGCGAUCAUCUACUCCGUGUUUGCGCUGGCCAACUGGGGCGCUCCGUCCGUGGUGAGCGUGUUUGGUCCGCGCUGCUCCAUGGUUAUCGGAGCUGUCAUGUACUGCCUGUUCAUUGCAGUGUUCAUUUACCCCAUGGUCUGGGCACUGUACUUGGGGUCUGUGCUGAUAGGACUUGGAGCAGCAGUGAUAUGGACUGCACAGGGAAGCUUCCUUACUACCAACUCCACCCAGGAAACUAUUGGACGGAACAGUGGCAUCUUUUGGGCACUGCUACAGUGCAGUUUACUCUUUGGGAACAUCUUUGUGUGGCAAGAAUUCAGUGGAAAGGAGACCAUUGAUUCCAAAACCCGUAUCCAGGUGUACGUGGUACUACUGGUGGUGUGCUGUGUGGGGACACUCAUGUUGUUUGUACUGAGAAAUAGAAGGCCAGAGGAUCGAUCCGACCUUCUAAACGUCAACAGUGGAGACCAGGCAGGGGAAGGACCACUACAAGCAUUCAAACGAUCUAUCCAGCUUCUCAAGACAAAAGAGAUGCUACUCCUGGGAGUGUGUUUUGCAUACACAGGAUUUGAGCUGACGUUCUUCAGCGGUGUGUAUGGUACCUGUAUUGGGAACACGAGGGCAUUUGGUGAAGAGGCCAAGUCUCUCAUCGGCAUCUCAGGUGCCUUUAUUGGUGCAGGAGAAAUCUUAGGCGGAGCGGCGUUUGGCCUGGGCGGGAAACUGACCAACCGGCACGGACGGGACCCAAUCAUCCUGUUCGGAUUCAUCGUCCACAUGACGGCGUUUUAUCUGAUCUACAUCAACCUGCCGCAGUCUUCACCCAUCUCUGAGAUAGUCACUGAUGCCAGCUACUAUCCUGUACUCAUUCACUCCAAUAAGUACGUUGCUAUCCUGUGCAGUUUCCUGCUGGGACUAGGAGACAGUAGUUUUAACACACAGGUGUACUCAAUCCUGGGCUUCAUGUUCCCUGAGGACAGCGCACCUGCGUUCGCACUCUUCAAAUUUGUUCAGUCUUUGACAGCAGCAGCAGGGUUCUUCUACAGUAAGUACCUCCUGUUGCAGUGGCAGCUGCUCAUUCUGGUCGUCUUCGGAGUGGCAGGGACUUUGGCAUUUUUUGAAGUGGAGUGGAAGACAGCAAGUGCCUCCAGGAAAGGCUAUACACAGAUAGGGUGACUAGAUAAGCUCAAAGGGGAGGAUCAGGAUAGACUACUGUCUGAAGAAGAGGAUGAACUUGAGCUUGAGGCAGCAGGCUUCUCCCAGGGGUUAAUGACAACAAUGCUGUAAGGGACAAAUCAUGAAUGAUGGUGGGGUAAGGAGUGUGUAAAAUGUUCAAAUGUUUUACAUUGUAUUUUCCUAGUGACCUCUCCACCACAUCAUUUCUGACACUGUAACUAUAUGCUUAGCAUAAAACCUGUUUUGGUUAACUACAUUAUAAACUUAAUAGUACAAUUUUUAAUGAUCAUUGUCACCUUCUUCAGGAUUGAUACUGACCAAUCCCUUCAUAGAAUAAAGGCAUAUCAGUUAAAGAGUUAAUGUUACACCAGGUCCUUGGAGUUGAAAAAUGAAAGAAAAUACUAUGAUUACUACCAACACAGAUGAGCUUCCAAUCACUUGCAAGAUGCUUUAGAAUUAAGGACUUAACUGUCCGAAGACUAGAAUGAAUGGAUUUUAUCCAAUAGAUUUGAGGUCCAAAUUGAUUCUGCUGUUUGAUCGUAAACUUGAGUCCUCUGUUCCUUUCUGUAAUGUAUUCCCAAUGUAUUACCGCUGUACUACAGAAUUUGUUUCAGCCGCAAACAUGAAACACAGUGAAAACCACCUGAAACUUGUAUUUUUGUCCCCCGAGGGAAAACACUCUUUUGUUCCCCCUACUCCCCUACAUCCUAGAUUUUCCCUGCUCUGUCCCAUAGAGAUUUUUUUGACUGUAUCAAAUGAAGGCAGGCCUGUUUUAAGUGUUUUACAAAGAAUGAGUAUAGAAGUCUAAAAUGAAAUGUACAGAACUUACAUGAGAUGUAGUGCAUUGUAAAAAAUGGCUAUCAGUGGAAAUACAAGUUGGUAUAUGCUGCUGGUGUAUUUUAGAAUUAUCAGGUUUGUCCAUGUAAAAUUCAGGAAUUUUCUUUUAGUUUCAUUUAGAUAUUUGGAAGCCAGGGAUCCAGAAAUAUACUGUAAAGAUUAGCCAAAUAAACAUAAUAUAUUCAAUUCCAGAUGUUGAUCUCUUAGAAAUUUGGAUAGUCAUAUUCUUAUUUUGCUUUCCCCCACUUUAAAAUUAAGUAACCACAGUAUGGAAAAUGGCAUUGUAUUCAGAAAAGCAGUCACAGAGUGGCAGUACCUAUUUCUAUACAUUACUGGGCAAAGAAAUUUUCAGUGCCAGGUGCACGAUACUAAUGCGGCCAAUAUAUUUACUAUUUUAGAAAAAAGAGAUUACCAACAAUUGCAAUUUUAUUGAAUUCUAAAUGCUUUGUCACAUGGUUCUAACACAAAGACCAUUUGUAUAGUAGUGCUGCAAAAGUUACAACACCCCUAAAUGUUUCCAAUCAAAAACAAGCUUGUAGGGGCCAAUGUGUGAGAGAAAAUGCCUUCAAAGUUAUAGGUAACAAAUGUAUAUGCCUAACGUUGUAGAAUCUGCUUCCUCUAUCGAUAAAUCAUGUAGGUUUCAGAAUACAGAUAUUGUAUGAAUGGCACAGUUCUGAUGAUAGGACAUUCAACAAUGGAUGUUCACGAAUACAACUGCACAUGUGGUCAAAGUUGAAGACUUUAAACAGGUUUGGACAUUGUUAAGCAAAUCGACCUGCGGAGGGAACAGCUGUUUACAUGUCAAGUACCCUCACCUGUGCAUGUGCAUCUGGAUCUGGAUCUGUGAAUAGGCUUAUUUCCUUGUUUUACUUUCCGAUUCAGAUCAUGAAGAUGUUAUGUUUGUUGGACAAACAUUUUGUAAACUGGCUCAUGUACACGUUUACGUAAUGAGGCCUUUGCUGUUCAAGACUUCUUUCUAAAAUGUAAAUAGCUCAUAGAAUGUAACUGUGCUUGAACUUGGCUACUUGUAUAGUUGUCCUGUAAGUAUGAUCAACAGCAAAGAAUAAAGAAUAUUUGUCUGUGA
This is a messenger RNA of Branchiostoma floridae (Florida lancelet), 3401 nucleotides long. RefSeq names its product UNC93-like protein MFSD11. NCBI's taxonomy places the organism in Eukaryota, Metazoa, Chordata, Leptocardii, Amphioxiformes, Branchiostomatidae. The transcript has 14 exons. The coding region runs from base 140 to 1480 and encodes 446 amino acids. The record is from RefSeq and is a predicted model, not a curated record.